AUCCUAUUGCAGCUGAAAAAUUUAUUCAUAUUGAUAAUGAAACAUCAAUAGGACCAUUAUCAGAUAAAGAAAUAAUAGAUGCGAUAAUUUCAAAUCCUGAAAAAAAUGAUAUAGAAGAGGAAAAGGAAUCAGCGAAAAUUAAUAUUAUUACUAACAAAGAAGAUUUAAAUAGUUUGGAAAAG
Funneliformis caledonium is the source of this 182-nucleotide messenger RNA. NCBI's taxonomy places the organism in Eukaryota, Fungi, Glomeromycota, Glomeromycetes, Glomerales, Glomeraceae. The record is from the annotation of a GenBank genome assembly.